Molecule: messenger RNA, 330 nt
Organism: Setaria italica (foxtail millet)
Lineage: Eukaryota; Viridiplantae; Streptophyta; Magnoliopsida; Poales; Poaceae
Exons: 1
Coding region: 1-330 (109 amino acids)
Source: RefSeq, a predicted model, not a curated record
AUGGACAACUACUGCAAGAAAGUCUGCAAGCUAGAGAACAAGUUCUCAGGCCUUGAGUUUCACCAUGUCGUCCACGACAAUAACGUAGCUGCUGAUGUGUUAUCAAAAAUGGGCUCAACCCGUGCAGAAAUUCCAGCAAGCAUUUUUGUACAUGAGCUUCGCAAGCCUUCCAUACCAGAACAAGCUACUCCAGCAACUACCAAUACAAAACCUCCAGAACCCAACCGAGAGAUCAUGAUGAUCGAAGUUGACUGGAGAUCACCGUUCAUCGACUAUAUCAAAGAACAAAAGCUACCCUCCGACAAGGACCAAGCUGAACAAGUCUCGUGA